Acanthosepion pharaonis is the source of this 948-nucleotide messenger RNA. Lineage: Eukaryota; Metazoa; Mollusca; Cephalopoda; Sepiida; Sepiidae. The record is from the annotation of a GenBank genome assembly.
AUGUCUGUUGUCGCUUUCGUGUCAAAAUCGCUUGGGUAUAAUAGCAGCGAUAAUACGUAUGGCUUUUUCACACAGAAAAGAGCUGACAAACUUGAUUUGAAGAAAAUCUAUCUAUCUAUCUAUCUAUCUCGAUAUAUAUCCAUCUAUCUAUGUCUAUAUAUAUCAAUCUAUCUUUAUAUAUAUAUAUAUAUAUCCAUCUAUCUUUGUCUAUAUAUAUAUAUAUAUCUUUGUCUAUAUCUAUCUAUCUAUCUAUCUAUCUAUCUAUCUAUCUAUCUAUCUAUCUAUCUAUCUAUCUUACCUAUGUCACUAGGUCAUGAUAAAUCAAACGCAUUAGCUUAUUUUAUACUUAUUUUGAUGUUUCGUCCAUCGAUUUUCUUAUCUAUCUAUCUAUCUAUCUAUCUAUCUAUCUAUCUAUCUAUCUAUCUAUCUAUCUAUCUAUCUAUAAUCUUUUUCUUUGGAUUGAGGCUUGCCAUUUCUAAGAGAGCUUCUAUCUAUCUAUCUAUCUAUCUAUCUAUCUAUCUAUCUAUCUAUCUAUCUAUCUAUCUAUGUAUGCAUAAAGCCUGUCCAAAUAUCUUUUAUUGUUUCCUGCAUGCAUAUGAACACACCCACGCCUUCCAUGCGACUCUUUUAACCCAAAACAUUCUCCGUUCUGUAUUUAUAGGGAACAAGAAUAUCCUUCAGUUUUUACUACACAUGGUCAAGCUGGCCCUCCUACGCGAGGAAACACGUUCGCUUGCCAUAUCCCACCCACACAUUUGGGCAGACGACUUCUCCCGCCCACGCAAACAAACAUACCAAACUGAGCCGAAGCGUUUCUUCUCUUUUCUUCUUCCAACGACGUCAUCAAUUCUUUUGAUGAUAGAAUUGGUACCUUUGCGCAUUUUGUCGCCUCUAUACAGAGCGACUGCACCAAGAGGGCCGAUAUAUACCAACGCAGACGAGAAGUAA